Zootermopsis nevadensis is the source of this 11635-nucleotide messenger RNA. It is a transcript of the gene ph-p, whose product is annotated as polyhomeotic proximal. Lineage: Eukaryota; Metazoa; Arthropoda; Insecta; Blattodea; Termopsidae. The record is from RefSeq and is a predicted model, not a curated record. Gene Ontology annotation, cellular component: PRC1 complex; nucleus. Gene Ontology annotation, biological process: negative regulation of DNA-templated transcription. Gene Ontology annotation, molecular function: zinc ion binding; chromatin binding; histone binding.
GCGUAUAAGAGACGUGGAGGCAAAGUAAUAUAAUUUCUUCUUCCAUGCAGAUAACUUUUCGGAGACGCUGCAACUCAAAUUUUAACAUCGACAAAAAGGGGGAAAAGAUAAUUAAUAAUUACCGCCGUGAUAAUCUCACACAGUAGCAUAAUCGUCUAGCCUUGGAACGCACAUUUAAUCAAACUCAGUUUGAGAUAUCCAUGCCUCGAAUUAUUACAACAGCAAUCAUCAGAUACAUGUUUAAAAAUCACAGAAAUACGGAUAGCGGAUCUCGGCCGAGUGACACAGAACUAGCAGCGGAGUAGUUGUACUGGCAACUUCGCUGCGCGCAAUGGCGGAAGAUCUUGGCAGUUCCUAGUAUAAUUGCAGUACGGAAUAUCUAUCUUGUAGUCUCCUGCUUUGUUUAGAGGCAAUACAGAUUGACACCCCUGCACAGAGGGUUGUAUAUGGCCUACCCUUUUGACCAUUGCCCAUGUUUCUCCCUCCCGCUGAGAGGCCCCGGUAUUUCUGUCUUGUUGGUACACGUGUGGGUUAGUUGGACUCGGUCGCCAUCCAUCAGUCUGUCAUAGACCGUGAUGUAGAUCUUUGUGAGAAGGAAGCAUGGUGUCUCGUGUUUGCUCAGUUCAGAACUGUCGCAAUUCUUCAACUUCGCAAACUUCUGAAGAGGUUUCUUCUACGACGGAUGCAGCCGUAUCGUAUCACAGUGUUCCCUGGCGAAGGAGUCACGUCACGGAGAAAUGGCAGAAACUUCUACGUCUCCCGCCGAUUGACGGAUAUAAAAAGCGAUCCAGACUAAGAAUUUGCAGCGAGCAUUUCUCCGAAAGCAACUACUACGUCUUUCACCCGCCAUCUAAGUAUGUGAAGCACCUCAAUAUCUUGAAGCCAGACGCCAUUCCUGAUCGGAACUUACCCGACGAUGACAUCGGAGACAACUCUGAAUCGAACUGCGAUAAACCGAGGGUUCCCAGUGAACAGCAAGACCACCAGCCCAGCAAUCAAAGACAGAUUGUUCCAAGGGAGCCAGAGUCCAAUAAAGAAAACACCUUCAGCGUCCAGGAGUGUGCCGGCGAGGGGCAAGAUGUAGAAUGGCAGGCUCUGGAUGUGCUGGUGAGAGAAGCAAACUGUAGGCGGGAAGAUAAAACUGAACUUGAGGUCGAGGAAGAACAGAGUCAAGAUCUUUCUCCCCCACUGUUUGUUCUGAGGAACAAGCAGGGUUUCGCUGCGGUAGAGAGGCCUUUGCCGAAGUUACUGUCUAUAAGUAUGAGCGACGGUAAACAACAGCAGUCACCCGCAACACAGCCCCAGCAGCAGACAGCCGCAGUUCUUGACCAAAACGUGCAGCAAGUUCAAGUCCAGAAUUUUUGGUCACAGGUCCAGAUGACUCAGCAGCAAGCACAUGAUGGUACUGGAGGAGUGCAGCAGCCGACGCAGUCGCAGCCUCCACCGGGGGCAACUGGUCCACCUCAACAUGUGGUGCAGCAGCAACAGCAGGUGGCAGUAUCGCACCAGCAGCAAGGUACACCCACGGGGGUGACUGUGGUUUCAUCAGGCGUAGGAGGGGCCCAGUGCAUGCAGGUCCCCAGCUCCAGUAUACAGAUGCAGCAGCAGCAACAACAGCAGGCACAGCAGCAGGUGGCAGCAACAAUGCAGGCUCAAACGGCGAUAGCCCCAGCUCCCAUGCCGUCCCAGUCGGGCACAACCACCAUCACCACUAUGUCGACAUUGCACCAGCCCUUGCAGCAUCCUAUGCCACCGCCCACACCUCAACCCCUGGCACAACACCCAGGAGUGCCCCAUUCUGCCCAGAUGCAACAGGUUUCUGAAUGGGGACAUGGCCGGGUGCAAGUGAUCCAGCAGCCUCUGCAGAACCCCACAUACCUUCAGCAGCUGUACAAUACGCAGGGGCAGCUCUUGAUGCCCAGCAACCUGCAGUUGCACCCAGCUGGAAUGAAUCCAUCCUCAAUCCAUGUAAUCACAGCUGGGAAGCCUUUUCAACCAAACCAGCUCCCUCCUCAAAUGAUCACGACCCAGAAGUCUGUGCUUCAGGGACAAGCUGCUUCGUUCCCUGGGUAUGCAACGAUUCCAACUACGACAAAUCAGACGCUGGUAAUCAGCCAGUUGGGUGUAAUAAGUAACCAGCCGAGCAUCUUACCUGCCCACUCUGCCAGUACAGGUGCCAAACCUACUGACAUGCAGAAGUACACUACGUGUGGUGGGGGUCGCACUGUGCAACAGAGCUCGCAGCCAAUGCAGUUUUCACCAUGGCAGUUUGCUGGCACAUCUCUUCCACAAGGAAUCACAUGGGCUACAGCCGCACCAGGGGGAAUUCAGUCUCCCACGGCUCUCCUCACAGCUCCCAACCCGAUCUUUAUCCGAGGACAGCAAGAUGGCACCGGCAUGUUCAUCCAGAGCCCACCUCCGCAGCUUCAGUCCCACAACCCUGCACUGGCAACGCAAGCAGCAAUGCCUAGUGUACAGCAGAUGACAGGUAAACCAAGGCAAACCAUGGAGAUGCCAACCAACAUCCAACCAAAGGCAGCUGUUCCACGAGCUCUGUCCAGUAUCCUGCCAUCUAUGUCUGGUUCCCCCAUCCGCCCAGCCAGCUCUGUCUCUACUCAGACUGGCGGUUCUGCGCAGAUGAAUGCCACCUCGACUCAAGUACAAACACAGAAGUCGCAAACCAAGGUACGAACAAAAGUUUCUGUGCAUCGCACGUCUCCUGCUCUGGGGAAUGCCACGCAGAAAGCCGAUGCCGCCAACCAAACCAAACCUCAGGCAGUAAGUCCUGCAUCUCAGGCCCAACAGAUGGCUGGCACAAAGAUUAUCAUAACCAGUACAGGCACUGCUGUCUCAGUGGGUACCACUACAUCAGUAGCAGCAGGCUCUCCUGUUUUGGCAGAGAAAUUGCAGCAGACUGGUGUCACUCAGAGCAACAAGAGUAUGCAACAGCAACCAGGAACAUUACAACAACAACCUCAACAGCAGAUGCAACAGCAACAGAUGCAACAACAGCCACAGAUGCAGCAUUUUCAACAACAGCUGCAACCGCAGAGCCAGUCCCAGGCUCAACAGGCACAAGCACAGCAACAGAAACCUAUCAUGGGCAUAACAACAAUACAAGCACAGACGGUCCAAGUUCCAGGACCGCCAGUUGUCCAGCAGCAAAUAACGCAGCAAGCAACAGCUGUAACUGUUGGCGCACCUGUGCAACAAAUGGGUGCAACUCCACCAGCAGAGCGCCCCAUAAUGCCUGUGGUGUCAAUGGCUCCUGCUCCUCCACCCCCGCCCCUUCAGUCAACCCACCCCAUUCCACCCAACAUACAGCCGUGUCCUCCAUUAGUUCCAACUGCUGGUACAAAUUCAAACAUGAUUGUGCCGUCAGCUGUACCACAAAUCCAGACAGUGUCACCCCAACAACAUUCAUCCCAGAUGCAGCCUCAGCUCCAAACUCAGCAGGUACAGUGUACAACUGUGCCAGUUGGUUCAAUGGGCACACAGACGUCUCGCGACGAUACAUUAAGCAAAGGGAUGGAAGAUCAGACUUCACAGGGCUCUGGUAUCACGGCCUCGACUCCUUCACAGGCAACACCAAUGGACAUACAAGAAAUUCCUGAUGUAGAUGGCUCGCAAGGCACUGGGAAUGGUAGCAUCUCAGGUAAGGAAGAGAAGGCAGUGAAUGGGUGUGCAGAAACAUGCUCCUCAACAAAUGUGGUGGAGAAUGGGGUCGUGGUAGAAGAGAUCCGCAGCGAGAGGGAACGGGAUAAGAACCCACCGAAAGCCAUGGUGAAACCACAGGUCCUCACGCAUGUAAUAGAGGGAUUCGUAAUUCAGGAAGCUUCUGAGCCAUUUGCCGUGAAUAGGUCCUCUCUUCUUAAUGACCUGGUCCAAGGAUCGAAGCCACACAACCAACAGCUGUCUGACAAAGAAAACCAGCAGAUUGGAGAUGGGGAUGAGCCUCCAAAGAAGAAACAUGCUCCAGAUCUACUCCUUGUUCCGCUUCCACCGGGACCAAAGGGUGAACUGGAAAAAUGUGAAUUUUGUGGGAAGGUUGACCUUCGCUCGAAAUUCAAGAAGUCAAAGCGGUUCUGUUCCAUGUCAUGUGCUAAAAGGUACAACGUUGGUUGCAGCAAGCGGCUGGGAAUGUUCAAGCCAAAUUCAAAUCAGUCUGCAGAGGCACAGUCAAAGAAGGGAACAUUGUCUGAUAUGAAGGAGCAACAGUGGCAGAAACCAACUGGCAAAGCUCAGGACUGGGCAAAUGGACAACCUGAAGGGACAACUGGUGCUACAGAUGAGAACACAGAUACGAACGAUUCAGCAGCAUCUGGACCUGAGAGUUCUCUGUCACCUUCUGAAGUACCUGAUGUUCCAUCUGUUGAUAUGGAAGACAGUUCUGCUUCAGAAUCUGUGACACCAGCCACACAACCUGCGCAGAGGGUGAACCCCUUGAAGUGGACGGUUUCAGAUGUUUGUGAGUUUAUCCGGACUCUCCCCGGCUGCUCAGACUACGUGGAAGACUUUGCUAUCCAAGAGAUUGAUGGACAGGCUCUCCUGUUGUUAAAGGAGGACCACCUGAUGACCGCAAUGUCCAUGAAACUCGGUCCAGCCCUCAAGAUAUGUGCGAAGAUUGACACAAUGCGUUGUGAUGUCAAAGAGAAAUAGGAGUGAUGACAUUGGAAGUACAAUCACCAGUAUGAUCUCAAAAAAACUGACAGGUAUAUGAUAGUUGGUAGGUUCACUGGAUUUGAUAGAUUUGCGUUGAGCUGUACAAACUGCUAAGGUCGAGCAGCUCAAGGACGAUGGAGCGGAUCAUGUUAUAAGGGGAUCUGCAGUCAGUAACCCUUUUGAUGAGACUGACAAACUAUUAACUAAGUUCACUUCACUGCAGGGUUUCCCAAAUUUUGAAAUAGGUCACCUUCUCAAUUUGUAAAUAAACUCAUCUGCAAUGACUUUCCUGCAAGAUAGGUGAAAUUAUUGAGGGGAAAUGUCGUUGGCUACAAAAUAAAUCUGUUGGUUCUGAUGGGGCAUAAUUGUUGACAAAGUUGAUGAUAUCAUACAUUUCCUAUGAUGAUUCUUUUACAAAAUCACAGACAAGUUUGUAAAUUGUCAGAAUUUUGCUCUGUGGAGGAAAUAUGUGGCUAAUUAUAUCUGGAUCUGUGUUCUUUUAUGGUAUAAGAAAUUGUAUGGUGACAGAUGGAUGUUCGUUGCCCAAACACAAAGUUAAUUACUUUUGAAGACACUCUAGAAGAAGCAUGAAAGGACUUAUCAUUGUGUUAUUUGAAUCUGAAUGAGUUAUUUUCGUUUCUUUAUCAUUUAUUUUUAUUGUGAUGUUUGUAUAAUACAUAAUUUUUAGUCUGAUAAAACUAAAACCCAUUCCACACGGUAGAUUCUUCUGGUACAUUUUUAAAUCAAUGGCGAGUUGGAAAAUCAGUAUAUUCUUUCGCACAUUAUGGCAGACCAUUGUCUCACUGCGUUUUUCUAGUGGUAAUCAAAAGAGAUGAUUUAUUCUCACGACUCAGUUCUAAAAUAUGUUGCUCAUGUGAACUCAAGUUAUCUCCCAGUAUAACGUUCAUUAGAUUGUUGCCUCAGUACUGGCGAGAAAUGCAUAAAUUAACAUCUUCAUUAGUUGCGUGGUCCCUACAUAUACAAAAGUUGUCCAGUGCUUGUGGUAAGGGUUGGUAGCCAUGCACAUACCUGCACUAAUGUGUUGGUGUAAAACUCCUCUUCUCCCAAAAAUUCUUUCAGCUGUACAGAGAAGUGGAAAUCUGGGGACAUCUGUGAUAUUCCAUUUCAGAAUGUUGAAUGUGGUGAUGGUCUUUGGUGUAUGGGGCUAAGCAUUUUCGUGAAGAAUUUUUCUUUUCUCAACGUUUUUGAUGCACUCAUUGCUGCCUUCACCUUUGUUUUCAGGUUAUUAGAAUGAUGGUGCACAUUUACCACAUUAUUGUUCUUAAAAAAAUGACCUUACCCGUAUACUUCUGGUUUUAAAUUUUUUAGCUGUGAAAGAUUUUGUACUUGCCUGUUUGCUAUCAGAUGUGUAUUAAAUGACCUUUGUCUUGCCACAUUUCACAGUCCAGCCAAGAAAUGAACCCAUUCCCAGCUGUGACGUUCCAGCUUUCUAAUAAGGUGUCAGCAUCUUUAGAACUCAAUGAGAUUACUCGGUGUCUCACAACUGUCGCAGAAUGAAUUACAUUACCACUCGUAUGUGCUUUCAGCAGUGUGUCAUCUUGAAACUUCACUAUAAGUCUUUGAUGAAUAUCAACUGGCUUUAAGCCUCUUUCACAAAAAUUUCUAUACACAUCACUGAUCCGCCUUCUUACUAACCUUGUGUGGUGUUAAUGUGCACAUGUGCACAAGCACAGUUAGUGUGUGGUAGAAGGAAAUAUGUAAUGACUGUAAAGAAUUACACUGAUCCUCACUGUUCUUCACGCAAAACAAUGAAUGUUCAGUCAUAUUUUAACAUUGUCGUACUUCCUUUGAUUCAAGUCGUUCUGCCAUGUCUUUAAAAAUGUUGACAGAAAUCAUUUUAUGGAGGUUAUUGUACCACUUACUCUUUAGUUUUAAACUGGGAAGAGGCCCUUACCCACAUUGUCAUUUAUAUCUCUCUGCACACUACUUUGGAUUUCGAACUUAUGGGUAGACUUGUGUGUUUCAUAACUGGAGGUUGGUUGUCACGGAUUGGGUGGAUCAAGGUCUAACUCAUACUUUGUAGGUGUGAUUUCACAUCGGGGGUAUAAUUGGGUGUGUAUCAUAGGCGGUAAGGGAUGAGAACUGAGUUUGGUUUAUCAAUGCAGGUGAUGCAUAACGAUGCGCAUCAGAUAGUAUAUUUACUGGAGGUUUAUUAUAAUUCACACUGUUUGUUUCCUGUCUUUACUGCUUAUACAUAAUAUAGAGAUAAAUUUCUGUCUUCUGGGUUGUAGCACCUUGUAGUAUGGUAGAAGUUUACUAAUGUUUAAGAGAGUAAUAAGCUCAUCAUCAGGGCUCAUUAGCCUGAUGAUGGAGACAACACACACCUCUGAAAUGUUUGUAAACUUCUACCAGACUACACUGCUUUACAACCCAGAAGAUAGCAGUUGUCUUCCUACUCCCUGCCACGAGAACCUCAAAUCACACAAUUUACAAAUUUUGGUGUAACAGUAACGCACUAAGUAUUCAGUUGUGACUAGUGGAAGUAUGUGAAAAUAAUUUAGUUGCCCCUUGAUUCUUUAAACUUGUAAUAAGUUAGUACGUACCUGGCCAGAAAGUAACUUUUAAGUAACGUGUUUAUAUGCCAUUAAUUGCAGUGGCAUUGUUUGGAAUGAUGCAUAAAAUAAACACAGACUCCGCCACCCUUGAAGAGAUGCUUAUUGUUUUUUAUAGCAUGUUUUGCUAGGAAUAUAGGCAAAGAGAGCAGUCGUGCCAUUUAACAUGUCGGUUGUUGACAUGACUUUGAGGUUAGAAACAUGCAUCAAAUUUGAUUAUUGGAUGAUUGUUGUCAUGUUAUAGUGAUGCCAGUAUCUCACGCAUUUUGUUUUGACUGUACUAUACUAUACUAUGUAUGAUCCUAUACUGUACUACACUACAUAGAGGUUUACUUGCACUGUAGCUAACACUUGGCUUGUAGAAUAUACAAGGGAAACUAGAACAAUGGAGGUAUCCUUUCUUAGCAGUGUAAUAGUAAAAAGAUUUUUCUUUAGCUGCAUAGAACAGUAACGUUUAGAAAUGGCAAGGUAUGUAUUGCUCCAUACAUAUUCCUAGAACCUCCUUAGAAGUUUAUAUCUUCUUCUAUGGCUCUCCGGUCCGUAUUCGGUUCAUGGCCUCCUCAAUUCUCCUCUUCCAUUCGGUCCUCUGUUAGGUCCGUCUGUCUGAGGCUUUGAUUGAAGUUUCGAAAUAUCUUCCUUUUUAUGGUGCAAGGUUGUUAACCUAAACUUUUAUAUACACACAUUGUAUCUGUUACAUGAUUUUCUGGGUUGCUUAAAAAAAUCUCACUGUACAACAAGCAGCUUGUUACUCAUCACAUCACAUGACUGAUUGCCAUUGAAGUGAAUACCUAAUCACAUUAAAAUUCCUUAUGGGUCUUGGUGCAUUUCAGUGAUAUCCAUUUUGCAGUCAUUACUGACUGCUAGGAAACUCAGUCUUUGCUUUUUGAGCACAGAGUUCUUUUAAAAUCUGAGGCAUAUGUCUCUUACACAGAGCAACUGAAUGGUCUUUGGUCCAGGAAUGCUUUCUGAGCGCAUUGGGGUCACGUGAAGUGUGUGUUCAUUUGAAAGGUUUGCUCCACAUGAUAUAAAGCCAUUACAAUUGAUUUUAUGUAAGAAAUCUGGAUAAGGUUAAUUUGUGAUUUGUUUCGGGCUUCAGACCAAAGUCUUAAUCCUGAUACAUAUUCUGAAUAUAUUUACCUGCAGAGAAUUGAUUGGGAACCCUGGCACACAGAGCCAUACUGAAAUUAUGAGGACAAUGAGCAACAUUAGUCUCCGAAGUAUGACACUUGUGCCUUAAAAGGCUAGGAAUUUUCAGAUGGCUAGAUAGCUAGGUGAACAAUGGUAGCCUAGCGGUUUUGUGAAAAUAUGUGACUUGUUUCAUCACAGAAGUAGAUGGUGAGAUAAAUAUAUCUUGGAAAUUUGUUGCUUUUCCUGGGUAUUGGUGCCUGGUGUCAUAGAGACCCAGAUGCAAACAAUUUUACAUUAAAUCUUCCAGUUGUGCAACAAUUAUUGCUAAAAGGUGAAUAUGUGAUGAAGAUCAAAGGACCAGUAUGGAUUUUUGUUGGCAUUUGUGUGUGGAAUCUUGGUGGAGAUUUAGAGGGAUUUCUUUCUUGUUUAAUUUGUUAAACAUUUGUUGUUGGCAGAAGGCAGCAUAUUCAUAAAUUUUGUUCGAGAUAUUCUUGUGUACAUUUAUAGAUUUCUGAACACAAAUUGUUUAAUUAUUUAGUUAUAACCUUGCCCACAUCUUCUGAUAAAUUGAGAAAAUAUAGUUCAGUUGUAGAGCAUCUAUCCUAGUAAAAAAAAAGGUUUACAGAAUUGUAUUAAAUAAUGAAAAAUUAUUGUUUCACUUGAGUAAAAGAUUAUCUUGAUCCUGAACUGUUUUUUUGUGUACAGAAAUGUUCAUAACAAAAUUUUUACUCUUAGAGGAAAAUUUAAUUUUGUAGAGGUAGGAGACAUUAGAUUGACAUGAAGCAUCAUCAUUCUUAUAUGUGUAAACUAACUUCACCUUCUUACUUUACAUUUAUCUUAUGAUAUUAAUGUUUCUGGAAAUGAGAACUAAGCAGAAUUUGAGGUCUUUAUGGUGGUGAACAUCAAGAGGGGUCUCUUCUGGGUUCUAGUGUUGUGUAGCCUGGAACAAGUUUACUGAUAUUUUAGAGGUGCUUGCUCCUGAUGAUGGAAGCUGGAAGCACUUCUGUAACAUCAGUAAUCCUCUACCAGAGUAGAUACAAUCCAGAAGACAGCCAUCUUCAAAGAAGAAAGCAGAUUCACAAUGCUUAUUAUGCAAGACUUUGGGCCUGUCUGCAUUAUUUAAUGUGGAGGGCAUAAAUUUGAGAGAAAAUGUCAUUUAGAAUUUAUUAGGGCUGAUAAAAACCCUAAAGUGCCUUCUUCCAACAACCAUUAAAGAAGCUGUAAUAGAAAAAUGGAUUCUGUUGUGUUGCCACUGCAGAUAUGAUAAAGUUUGUUUAUUUGAUCUGCCACAUAGAAGUAAGAAAUAUGGAAUGACAUGUUUCUAACAGGUUCCACUCAAAACUGGCUCUGUUUGUUACAUUAUAUAUAUUUAUAUUACUUGUUAUAUUAUUAGUUCUUUUAUUUUAUGUAAAUGUUUGAAUGUACUUGUGUAUGCAUGUGUGUAUAAACUGUACAUGAAGCAAAUCCCAUGUUCUAACAUGUGGUUAUGGCUCCUAUCUUGAUUAUAUUGGAAUCUCUGAGACUGCGUAUGCCCACUGUGAGAAUACCAACAUUGACAUUCAGUGACAUGAUUGUUUUGGAUAGUGUAUAUUUGACUGUUUGCCGUUAAAUUAUUCAUAUCUUGGGGACCACUGGCAUCAAACCCAGAGAUCCUGUGAAUAUCCUAUUUUGCUAUUUGCAUACUGUAUCAGUAUUCAGAGAGUCCCAGCAUCUAACCUGGCCAUUGCUAGAAGAAUAAAAAAAACUAAUUUCAUGGUAAUAAAAUCUAGAAGGGCCAUUACUUUGUAACAUCUAGGCCUGCAGUUGAACCUGUUCAGUUAAACCAUCUGUUUGAUUUAACUGCAUGUACUCCAGAUACUGUCAAGUUGAGGUUAAGGUAGAUCAUAACCUCACUUAACCCUUUCAAGUUACUCAGAGAAAUAAUUAGCACAAUUAAAAAAAUAUGAUGUGAAUAUCUUUUUCCAUGAAACAAAAACAAUUUGUUUUAUAAUCCAGGUAUUAAUAAUUUGGAUUUGAAGGGGUUAACAACAUUGGGCAAGGGAAGGGUGUCUUUUUUUAUAUACUGUAAUUUGAUUAAUUCUCAGAUUUUUUCAACUCUGCAGUGCUUUGUUUUAAGAUAUUUGCAGAUUAUGUUCUUUACUCAAGGCAUUAGUCCAUGUCUCACAACUAUACAGAUGGAAAAAAAAAAAACUUGGUUUACAUAUAUUAUUAUAAGGAAGCAGUUUCCAGUAUAAUGAGCAUGGGAGACUUGUGUAAAACAAACCACUUGAGACAAAUUGGCUUUUAAUUCAACUCUGAUUACUUUUAAUAACAAACUAAAAACCAGUGGUUGAGGCAUUAUAAAGAAAUCAUAGUUUUGAAGGCAUGUUCCCUUGAAAAAUGAAGAUUCCUGAAACAAUGUCUGUUCUACCCCAAAAUGGCUCCGGAAAUGCACAUAGGUAUAGGUAGGUAAUGCAAAUUACAGAGGUAUGUACAUAAGGGUAUUGAAAAAUCAGGUUUUGCCACAAAAAAUGUUACUUGACAUUGAUGCUGAUGUAACAUGCAGUAUCAGAAUAGCAAGAAAUGGCCGUCUUAUCUGGGUAUGUUGUUUUAUAUGGGUGUCCCCUAAUCAUAACGGAUGCUGUGCCUCGGACGGUGGGUUGUGUCCAAUAUAAUCAUGUCACAGGUUUCUGGAGAAUCUAAAAAUAUGCCAGCUGUAAUAAAUAUUGUCUGUAUGCUGUAUGAUCGCUGUGUUUCAGGAAUUUUGAUUCUUGCUAUGCUGUUGAAUUAGACAUUCAGUAAUGUUUUGUAAUGUUCCCAUGUUAUGUAAAGACUUCCAGGGUUGUCUUUACUGUGAAACAGAGCCGGGGCUGAAUUUGUUAAUAGUGUUUGUUCAAAUAUAAAUCCACAGGACUGCAAACCAUUGGAGUUGCCUUGCUGUGCAUAUCUUUUAGACUAACAUGCUGACCACCAUCUUGGACUCUGGAGCCUUUGCGUGAAUUUAAACUCGUAGACAGUAACAGCAAGGCUUGCGCAGACACACAGGUGAUGAAUGUGUUCAGAAUUUGUCUGAGACUGUUGCAGAAGGAAAAUUAUAAAGUUUCUCAUAAUGGUGUGAUGGUGGUGUUGUUGUUGUCUGUGCAAUGUUAGCAUUAAUCUGCAGAGAGUGGCGUGCAUGUGUUGAAUUUUGUAUCCAGCAGAGAAAGUGUAAAGUUAACAGUAUUUAUAAACUUUUUACAAAUUAUGCGAUUUGUAUUUGCAAAACCCACAUUUAAUAGUUUAACUUCUUCUAC